Messenger RNA from Anopheles merus, 4455 nucleotides. RefSeq lists its product as uncharacterized. Lineage: Eukaryota; Metazoa; Arthropoda; Insecta; Diptera; Culicidae. The record is from RefSeq and is a predicted model, not a curated record. Gene Ontology annotation, molecular function: tRNA (guanine) methyltransferase activity; RNA binding. The transcript is spliced from 5 exons. Gene Ontology annotation, biological process: tRNA methylation. Bases 78 to 4289 code for a protein of 1403 amino acids.
CGCAUGUUUUCAUCUGUCAAAGGAAAACAACAAACCUUUGCCGGUUGUACAGUGGAACCAAAACAUCCCGCACAAAAAUGGGCUUUCGAACGAAAUUUGUGCAAGAUCUGUGCACAACCGAUACGGAAAUUUACGAGCAGCUGCUACAGUUCGCACUUAACGAGCACAUCUUCCUGCAGAAUGUGCAAAACCUACGGAAACUAUCGCUCGAAGCCCUGGUGUACGUGUUGCUGAUGAAGCAACGUGGAAAGUUACCCGACGUGAUGCUGAGUGGGGAAAAGUUCAGUCUCAAAACAAUCAUGUCCCUCAUCCAACAGAACCAUUUGCGACUGCAGGGAGACAGUGAAACUUCCCGAUGGAUCUUGAGCGCUCUAGCACUCACGGUGCUGACCGCAAACGAUUCCGAAGCGGUACAUUCGGAACUGGACAUGUUUGUGAAACGGUUCGAUCACGAGCUGCACGAAAUACCACUGUACUAUGAUGUGCUUCAAACGUUCCUCAUUUUAGCGAAGGAAGAUGCCGAGCUAAUGCCGCACUGCUGUCAGCUGAACGGUGAGCAGAUGGUUCGUAGGCUAACGUCGGAAUCGAAAACCAUCCGGAUGAAAGCAUUGGCCUGUCUGCAAACGCUGCUAGAAUUCAAUUCCAACCUGUCAGGGAAGUGGCUGUGUGUGCUGCAAAGUCCGAACCUGAUGAUUGAAAACAAAGUGUUUCUGCUGUUCCAGCUGCUGGAAACAUUGCUACGUACAGGUGGCAAGGAAGCGGACAUACAGCAUACCCUGCAGCUGGACCACGUUUGGAGACUAGUGAUCGAAGGCAUCACCACCAAGGAUGCCGUGUGCCGGAAGGAAACGCUAGCCACUGUCCAGCAUGCCAUCGGGUACGCGCAACAGUGCGAGCUAGAUUUAGCCGGACAGUAUUUCAGCUGGUCGCAGGACACAUCCGCACAGCUCACCAACGCUUGGCAGUCGUUCGUGACCAUAGUGGAGGCGCUGAAUGAAUCGCAAACCCACCUAAUACUACCAGCACUGGAGAUGAUAGAGAAGGUGCAACCGCUGCAUGUCGCAUGGAGCAACGUUCUGCUGCGCUUGAUACUGCUCCACGAGAAUGGACGAGUCGUGAACUACGGAUUGAACUACUUUCUCCAGCACCGCUCGUUCGAUCCUACCGAGACGGAGCUGGAAAAACAAUUUCUUGAAGCGUUCAACCGAGCGGCACUGCUAGAAAAUGUGCAGGAAAUGAUCACGAAGCUAAGCGCGUACUACGGGAAGCGGGAAACGUUCGCUUAUCUCGUGCAAACGCUACCGGAAAUUGAAUGGAAAUCGGUACAGUACUACUGUCUCGUCCGUGUCAUCCACAACGGGGCGGGUGAACUGGCCGGCGAAUGCAAACGCUUGAACGAAGCGACUACAAUGCUACGAUCCCUCACGAACUGUGCUAAACUAUGCCACGCCAUUAAAAACGUUGCCCUGCGAUUCGUUACAUUCGUGCUGCUGGUGAAAAGCGUGAAUCACUUCAGCGAACCAACGACCGACCCCGGACUACUGCUUGCUGUGGUGGCGGAAAUGGAAAAAUUUACGCCCAUUUUCUCAAUCUCGCUGGACCAGUUCCAAUCUGAGGCUGGCUGGACGUUCUGUGACCAUAUUGCUGACACAGCGCUAAUGCCGCUGCUCGAGCAGGUUACCGUUGCGGACACGUUCUUCGUCGAGCAAGUGUUGGCGAGCCGGAUUGUAGAGCACGGGUGUAUCAAAAACGAGCAACUGUUUGACGUACUGAUCGAUGCGAACUUUUCCGUUUGCUUGAAAGUGUUUCAACUUUUCCCCACGCUAGAUCACUUGCUCCGUCGGAAGAUUUCGGGUAUCGUUCACUCGACGAUAAGCAGCAUAAAGGUGGGCAGCAAAACAAACGUCCCAAUUCCACACAAAACGUUCACGCUGCUUGCGGAAAUGUUCCAUUUGAAUAGCGCCCAGCAUCUAUCGACCGAGUUGGACAGUGAGCUGAACCUGCUGCGGCUGCAUCUGGAGGAAAUCGUUUCCGAACGGUUGCAAUGCUUCGAUUAUGCGCAAGCGAGUGCAAAAGAAACGAUACAACUAACGCAUCUAAUAGCAGCGCAAGGCGAUUUCGACCGUACGGUGCAUCGGUUCUUUGCCUCCGUCUCGCUGAAAGAGCUCGAAACGAGCUUCGGACGCUAUCAGUCAGAGCAACCACCAUCGAUCGAUCAGCUGUACGUGAUGAUUGCGGAAAUUUAUCUGCACUGCCGCCAGCGCAGCCCCAGCUACUCGAAAAUGUUCACAUCGGAAGCCUGUUGGUCGAAACUAAUCAACCUGCUCGAUGUUGGUAACAUUCACGUGCUAACCGUCGUGAUCGAUAUACUUCAAACUGAUGGUGAAAAGAUAGGAUCGGACUGGUACGACGAUGAAGCACUCCUGCCGGUGGUGGAUCGCUGUUACAGUGAAAUCUUAAACUACCGCAAAUCCGAUCACUUUAUGCGGCUGAUGGAAAAGUUUGUGCGCAUGCUGUUUCAACCGUACGUUGGCUGCCGGCCGGAAACGAUCGAACGCGAGGAGAUCACCAUUUCCUGCUUCGUUACCGGCUACGUGGGCAAGCUGCUCGAGCAGGCCAGCACGAUCGGCGGGCUGGCGAAUGUCGUGUACGAAAGCAUGUACCGUUUGCCGGUGGAGCUGUUGCUCGAUUGGCUCGGCUUCGAUAAGCUGCUGCUGCAGGGCAUCAUCUUUGGAGAGGUGCCGAAGCGCGAACAAAAGCUGGAAUCGGACGUGAUCGAUGCCUGCGGUGUGCCUUUACCCUUCAAACAACACUCCCGGCACCAUCUGGCCCAAGCGGACGCGCGGGUUCGCGUACUGUGCGUGCUGGUGCUGUAUCGGAUCGCGAGCACCAACCACCCGGUAGCGGUCCUGUUCCUGCUCAAGGUGGAGCGCAUGCUGAUCGAACGCUUCGCGCAACUAACAAAAGCGAAGGAACGCUACUACGCCGACUCCAUCACGCACCGGCAGAAGCUCCGCAUCGUGCAAGCGCUGUGCGUGGUGCUGAAGCUGACCGGCACCCAGCCGUACCCGGUGCUGAACGCAAUGCUGUACGAAACGAACCAGCCCAACAUUAACUACCUGUUCGAGCUGAUCGUGGCGGACAGCACGAUCGACACGCUCACCGUCUGGAACACGCUGCGCAACGAGCAGGUGAAGGUGUCGGGCAUACAGUCCGUGUUCGUCAUACUGUGGCUGCGCUGCUGCCGGGAGCAGGCGCUCGACGAGCAGUACAUCAAUCUGCUGCUGCCCUGGACGAUGGCACAGAACUUCUCCACCCGGCUGUACGCCCAGAUCACGAUCAAGAAGCUGCUGGAGCGGUUCGCCCAGCACAACCGUGGGCCGCUCCGGCAGAUCUACGACGCGGUCAACAGCUACCUGCGGCAGGGCAAUGUGGAGCGCAACAUUGAGCGGUGCAUGAAGGACUUCCGCUUUGGCGGCGUGCUCGACGGCCACAAUUUACUAACGCUCGCGAACGUGUUCCACAACAUACCGAAGGUUUCGGACGCACCGGCGGAGGAUGUGGUCGGGAUGGACGUGCUGCUCGAAUGCAUCCAAGCGCACGACGGUGGCUGUGGAGCGAAAAAUCUGGGCCAGGUGCUUGAGUUUCAGACACUGCCGGCGGAAAAGCGGGAAACCCUGUUCCUUGCCCAAUCGUUCGGUGGGUCGGAUUUCGUGCAGCGCAAGAUAGUGCCGCUAAAGAGCUUGGAACCGAACCCGGAACUGCUGCUCGGUUUGCCGCAACAUUUGUGCGCUAAAAAGAUGGAUUGCACCGAUGGACUGAUCGUGGUGGCCAGUCUCGUUAAUCGUGCACCCAACCUCGGCGGGCUUGCACGAACGGGGGAAAUAUUUGCGAUCAAGCAGCUGGUGAUCAACUCACUGCAAGACAUUGGCAACAAGGAGUUCCAGGCGCUUAGCAUGACGGCCGAAAAGUGGCUCAAGAUUGGCGAGCUGAAAACACACAGAGUGGUUGAAUAUCUGCGCGAGAUGAAGGAAAAAGGGUACGCGGUGGUGGGGGCAGAACAGACCACGGGCAGCAAACCGAUCCAUCGGCUACAGUUUCCCAAAAAGUCCGUCCUUGUGCUGGGCCAUGAGAAGAACGGCUUGCCGGCAGAAAUCAUUCGACAUCUGGACUUGAUCGGAGAGAUACCACAGUUUGGUGUUGUUCGUUCCCUAAACGUGCACGUUACAGGGGCCAUCUUUAUGUGGGAGUACGCGAAACAGCAUCACGUUGUGGCGACAGAUUGCUGAGAAUUGACAAGUUUAAACUGAUGUAAGAAUAAGAGAAAAAGUGGCCGCUACCCUGAAGCUGGCUGACACCUUUACAACUGCAACCUUUGUUAAAAUAUUCUUUGAAAUACAAUUGUUGGGAGUUUGUAUCAAAGCUCUUAUUUAUCCAAUUAUAAACCACGAUCAU